AUGGGCUUCAACGAAGGCUUCUCCUAUGCAGAGCGACAGACGGUGGUGAAUGGGGGAAAGAAAUCCAAAACUGAAAAUACUGUUGGAACGAUCCACGCAACGGGUGACCAGUUGCCUGUUAGCAAUAAUGAAUUAUAUACCAUCAAAGAGUUACCCGGAAAAGGAUUGGGCUGCUUUGCAACGACAAUGAUUCCCAAAGGCACACGGAUAAUACUCGAAGAGCCCCUAUUCACCGUCCCCAGCAUGGCGACAGAUUUACAGUCUAUGGAAAUGGUCUUCCUCAAGCAGCUCAAAAGCCUGAGUAAAAAGCAACAACAUAUGUUUUUCUCACUACACAAUGCACACAAGGGCAAAUGCAGCCCUGUCAUUGGAACGAUCAAAACGAAUGCAAUGCCAUUCGGUGCCAGGGGCUCAGAGGGUGCCAUUUUCCCCCGUGCAGCACGGAUUAAUCACUCAUGCAAACCGAAUUCCCAAAACACAUGGAAUCAGAACCUGGAAAGACUUACGAUCCAUUCAUUUAAAGAUAUCGAAGAAGGCGAGGAGGUCACCAUCGCCUACGUCGACGGGACGGAAUUAUACGACGAGCGCCAGGCAUGUUUUGAGGAAGCGUUUGGCUUCAGAUGUCAAUGUGAGGUCUGCGCUGCUCCCCGUGAAGAGUCCAGGAAGCGAGAUCGUCGACUGGAGGAAAUGGCCCGGCUUGAUCAUGUGCUAGGUGAUGGGAGACGCAUGAUGUCCAAACCCGACGAUUGCAUUCAAGACGCAUAUACCCUAUUCCGCAUGCUGAUUGACGAAGGCAUCGCCGGCUCCAGGAUUGCGAGGGUGUACAAUGAUGCGCUGCAGAUUUCGAUUGCGCACAGUGACCAGGCGCGAGCAAAAGUGUUUGCGCAGCGAGCGUAUGAGGGGAGGGUCCUAUUGGAGGGCGAAGAUAGCCCGGAGACAAUGCGGUUAAAAGCAAUAGCGGACAACCCUGCUGGCCACGGGUUGUUUGGGUCAACGAAGAAGUGGGAGCAAUCUGUCGAGGCGAUACCGGGGGAUCUGAACAAGCCCGAUUUCGAAGAUUGGCUGUGGAAGCAGAAGAGUUGGAAGGCAUGA
Messenger RNA from Histoplasma capsulatum G186AR, 1092 nucleotides. RefSeq lists its product as uncharacterized. Gene Ontology annotation, molecular function: protein binding. Bases 1 to 1092 code for a protein of 363 amino acids. The record is from RefSeq and is a predicted model, not a curated record. The transcript has a single exon. NCBI's taxonomy places the organism in Eukaryota, Fungi, Ascomycota, Eurotiomycetes, Onygenales, Ajellomycetaceae.